This is a messenger RNA of Trypanosoma cruzi, 2286 nucleotides long. RefSeq lists its product as uncharacterized. Lineage: Eukaryota; Euglenozoa; Kinetoplastea; Trypanosomatida; Trypanosomatidae. Bases 1 to 2286 code for a protein of 761 amino acids. The record is from RefSeq and is a predicted model, not a curated record. The transcript has a single exon.
AUGCAUCAAGAGAUUGGGCUCUUGAAGUCCAAUUUAUUUUCAUCAUCUAACGCUAGAAAGAACCCUAAAAUUGGGUCGAGUGAUGCGGUGGGUAGAAUACCAACGAGAGAAAUAAAACAUUUUUUUGCCAUCGAGACAGACUCAGAAGGAAGUGGUUCCCGCCGUGUGGAUAUUGAAGGAAGCAGUGAACCUUGUCUGAAGAGACUGGGAAUUUCCUUCAGUCAUGGUUUGCUGCCUGCUUCCGUGAAAGACCUUGUCAUUCCGUCCUCAUCAGAUUCAUUUACUAGUCUUCGGGUUUCUCCUAAACGAGCAGAAGAUGUGCAUUUGGAUGACAUGGAGAACACAGAAGGGGAAAAGCGAAGACUUCCAGUUGGCGAUCAAAGCAACAUCUCUUCUUUAGGCUCUGGUGAUGACGCAGAGAAAACACCUUCUAGGCAUGAGUUGCAGACUUCUCUUGUUAUUCCACCGGAGAGCACAUUUAUGAAUCAUGAUGGAAAGCAGCAGGCAUUAGAAAGCAGAAAAUCCCUACUGAUGGCGGAAAACAUUCCCGUUGGGGACUUUUCGCAUCGUUCUCAGCCUUCUCAUCAGCGGCGCAAAGAUUGCCUGAUAGAACUGUAUUAUAGGGGGGUUAAAACAAGAAAGCAAUUAGAAGAAAAGUUGGAGAGUAUUCGUGCGGCACGGGAAAAUGAGUUUAAAGCGUAUUCCUUUCAACCAAAAAUCACGAACCGUGCCAAGGCAAUACCCCGCUCUGGGAGUGUUCCUGGGUGUUACGAGCGUGACACUCGACUUCGUCAACGUCUUCUUCUUGAAGCAUGGAGGUCUGAGUCUGAGGGGCAGUGUCAGUCUGCUCCCAAAAUUUCAAAGGGCUCUGAGCGUAUAGUCCGUCGGGUUAGAGGCAACAGCGCGCCCGUGAUUCCUGUGGAAGAAAGAUUACAUCUGGAUGCGGCUCGACGUCGGUGUCGAAUGGCAGAGGACGAAGAGGGUGUGAAUCAGCAUAUUUCUUCAGUUAAACGAACCGCUGGUGAUAUUAAGAUCCAUAUUGAUCGUCUGUACAUGUAUGAGGAAAAACGUCAGUUGGCGCUGCGGAAGCUGCGGGAAGAGACGGGUGUGGGUCACUCCCAAAUGCCCCUUUAUGUGAGCAGUGAAGAUGUCGUGAGGCGUCUUUCCAAACCCUUGAAGAAGAGCAGAUGUGAUCAUUCCGUGGAGGAAAAUUUGCUUUUUGCACCUCAACUUUCCCCUGUGACGGAGGAGCUGAGCCUCCGCGCCAGACGGCGGAGGAUAGAUGACUGGUACCUUUUUUUUACUCAUCGACAUGGAGAGGGCGUCUUCCCACCGAAUGCGGUUGCUGAAAAAAUACGUGAGGCACUGCAGCAGGCGGGUUUAUUGGGGGCCUUUUCUCGGAGAGCCUUUGGCAUGGCUCUUGAUGAGUAUGAGAAACGGAAUGGGUUGCAGUUGUGGCACUCGACCCCGCCGCCUUCUACACCGCCGUUGAACGAAGAAUUAACAUUUGUACCGAGGAUAAACUCUCAGAGAAAUUUGAAGGCGCAUGCGCAGAUGGCACACGAGCGAUUAUUUUAUGCGGCAAAGCAACAACAAUUGGCCGUAAAAGAGGAAGAGCGAAUGCGGCAAAAGGAACUUUUGGAGGAAGAGAAAAAGCGAAGGAAAAGGCAGCAGCGGCAGCAGCAACAAUUUCGGGCAUUGUCUAGAGAAAAAAUGAAAUCAUUGGAAAUAAUUAGCAGUGCUGGGGAUGAAAGAAGAAGUCCGCCAUCCUCUUUAGUUCGGAGUAAAAGUCUACAGGGUAUUGCAGACCUCUCAUGCGAUUCCGAGACUUCUGUGGUGUCGCCAGAAUCUGUUAGUUCCAGUCCAUCCGAUCCGAGUUUCAUGUCAGUUGCGGUAAAAUCAGUGUCCUCAUGUUCAAACUUGCUGGCCGCUGCAGAGCAGUUGCGCCAGUUAAUAGAUGCACCAGCGGAUACAGAACGCAACAACAUAAAACCAAGUUUUUUUCAACGGGAUGAGGUUCCCUGUGCGGACAAUAAUAAUAAACCGGCUUGCGUUCCUGCGGGCACAUCUGAAUUGGUAUUCGCCUCUUCUGAGCCACCAGUUUUGCGAGUACACAAAAAGAAAAGUGAUACCUUUGCAAAUACGCGUGUGUCCACUGACUUAUUGUUGGAAUGCGCGUUAAGCCGUCUCAUCUGGCCUGCAGACGUUGCCACACGGCGGCGAGAGUGGUGUAAAGGUCGUCGUCGCCUUCAGAGAGUGGGAAAGAUGCUUUACCAAAAUAUGUAG